AUGGCACAGCAUACUGAUCAUUUACGAAAAGGUGAAGAUGUAUAUGUUGCAAUGAGUAUAGUAGCUGGUGGGUUAGCAGGGUUGACUGCAAGAUCUUUAACUGCCCCGCUAGACACAGUUAAAAUUAGAUUACAACUACUAUACAAAAGCAUUGAAUUGGACCCGCGAAUAAAAGUAAACAAUAGUAUCCUGACUUCUAUGAUAACUAGGAUGUAUAAAAAGGAGGGGAUAUUAGGAUUCUGGAAAGGAAAUGUUCCUGGUUCUCUCAUGUACAUUAUUUAUGGGGCUACGCAAUUUGGAUCAUACACGUAUAUCAACUCGCUUUUCAGUCAUAAUCAUGUGCUUAAUCAACUCCCGUCUCAAGUAUAUAGUACACUAGUUGGUGCAUUGACAGGAAUUACCAGCUCUACCAUAUCAUACCCUUUUGAUGUAUUACGUACAAGAUUUGCAGCAAACCAAUCUACUCGCAAUUUGAGAUUAUACGCCACAAUCAAGGACAUUUUUAGGAAUGAAGGCACACUUGGAUUUUUUAGGGGAAUAAAUUCUUCAAUACUUGCAAUAACUCUUUCAAAUGCUAUAAUAUUUGGGACAUAUGAGAGUAUAAAGAUAUAUUCUGAAGAACAACUCACUCUCUUAGAGAAUACUUCAAGCAAUUCAUGUUAUGUUCCAUACAAAUUUGCUUACCAAAUCUUGAAUGGAAGUGCAGGUUCUCUAAGUGGUUUGAUAUCUAAGCUGGUCACAUAUCCAUUGGAUACAAUACGAAGAAGGAUACAAGUGAGCACGCCGCAUUCUAUCCAUCUUUUGGCCGAACACAAGAACGUUUACAAAUCAUAUUUUAAAAUGAAUUUUAUUGCAGUAGGUAUGAAAAUAAUGAGAGACGAGGGUAAAUUAUCACUCUUCAGAGGUCUAGGAAUAAAUUUGAUUAAAACAGUGCCAAAUUCAGCAAUAUAUCUAUACGCUUAUGAAUAUUUUGUAUCACAACUUAAGAAUUAA
Messenger RNA from Tetrapisispora phaffii CBS 4417, 993 nucleotides. It is a transcript of the gene TPC1, whose product is annotated as thiamine transporter TPC1. Gene Ontology annotation, molecular function: thiamine transmembrane transporter activity. The record is from RefSeq and is a predicted model, not a curated record. NCBI's taxonomy places the organism in Eukaryota, Fungi, Ascomycota, Saccharomycetes, Saccharomycetales, Saccharomycetaceae. Gene Ontology annotation, cellular component: mitochondrial inner membrane. Gene Ontology annotation, biological process: thiamine pyrophosphate transmembrane transport. The transcript has a single exon. The coding region runs from base 1 to 993 and encodes 330 amino acids.